AUGUCCAAAUCCUGGCAGUCCACGCUACGGCUGCCCAAGUCAAGUUUCCCAAACCGGCCGCGACUCCACGAACGGAAGCAGUACAUCCUGCGAUGCACCGAUGAUUUUUACGAGUGGCAGGCGGCCAAUCGCCCUGCCGACAACGAGUUCCUCCUUCACGACGGGCCCCCAUACGCCAAUGGCGAGCUUCACGCUGGCCACGCGCUGAACAAGAUCCUCAAGGACAUGAUUAACCGGGUCAAGGUCCAGCAAGGUCGCCGCGUCAAGUACGUACCAGGAUGGGACUGCCAUGGUCUCCCGAUCGAGAUGAAGGUUGUCGAGGCUGCCGAGGGCGGUAAGAAGAUGUCGCCGGGGGGUAUCCGAAAAGCUGCCCGCAAACUCGCCUCCUCGACGGUCAAGGCCCAGAUGAACAGCUUCAAGUCGUAUGCCGUUAUGGCCGACUGGGAAAAUAGGUGGACGACGAUGGACACCGAGUUUGAGAUCAGGCAGCUGCGGUUGUUCCAGAAGAUGGCUCAGAGGGGGCUCAUCUACCGGAAACAUAAACCUGUGUAUUGGUCGCCGUCGUCGGCUACUGCGCUGGCUGAGGCUGAGCUGGAGUACAAUGAGGCCCAUGUGUCAAAGUCGGCGUGGGUUAGAUUACCCAUUGUCAGUGGGUGGCAGGAGGUGAUUUCUGGGCUGGAGGGGGUGGAUAAGGAUGCAAAGCUCUAUGCGGUGAUCUGGACGACGACACCCUGGACGCUUCCUGCAAAUCAGGCGAUCGCGGUGCGCGACGAUAUGACUUACUCUAUCGUCAGGUUUGCCGAUUACGAGGGGCUUCACCUUGUGAGCAUACCAGAGGGAAGCGCAGGUGGAGAUCUCCCCGAGAUAUCCGAAGUGCUGGGCAAGGUCCAGGGCUCUGAGCUGACGAGGCUGAGGUAUCUCAACCCUCUCCUGGAUGAUUUGACUGCUCUGGAAGGCCGUCCUAUCAUCCAUGCCCCCUUCGUGAGAGGCGAUUCAGGAACGGGUAUGGUGCACUGUGCCCCAGGUCAUGGUUUUGACGAUUACCUGGCCUGCGAAGCUCUGGGAAUCCCAGCAGUUUCACACGUGGACAAUGAGGGUCGCUUCACUGAUAAGGCUUACCCCAGGAACCCUGAUUUACUUGGGGGAAUUCCCGUCCUGGAAGGCGGUAGUGACGCCGUGUUGGACUUGCUUGGCAACGAAAAUGGGUACAUUCUCAAGGUCAAAUAUUACAAGCACAAGUACCCAUAUGACUGGCGGACGAAGAAGCCCAUCAUCAUCCGCGCCACAGCUCAGUGGUUUGCCGAUGUGGGGAGCAUCAAGGAGCAAGCCCUGGCUGCGCUUGAGGAGGUGCGUUUUGUGCCCGAGACUGGAAAGAACAGACUGGAGGCUUUUGUCAAGGGCCGGAGCGAAUGGUGUAUUUCGCGUCAACGAUCCUGGGGUGUGCCCAUCCCGGCUCUGUAUGAUGCGAAUGGCAAUGCGGUCGUGACUGAUGAGAGCAUUGACCACAUCAUCUCUGUGAUCAGGGAAAGGAAAAUUGAUGCCUGGUGGUUUGAUGAUGCCCAUGACCCUGCGUGGUUACCGGAGUCACUGCGCGAUCGGGCGGCUGAGUUCCGCCGUGGUCAAGACACCAUGGACGUCUGGUUUGACAGUGGUAGCAGCUGGACCCAGACGGACAAGCAAGCUGAUGUGUACCUCGAGGGUAGUGAUCAACAUCGCGGGUGGUUCCAGUCGUCUCUUCUGACCCGGGUUGCUGCCAUGGUCGCUCAGGACGCUCCAGGAGGGUCAUCAACUACCAAUACUCUUGGUCUUUCACCUUUCAAAACACUCAUCACUCACGGAUUUACACUGGAUAAGGACGGCAAGAAGAUGUCCAAGUCUCUCGGGAACAUCAUCUCUGCCAAUGAGGUUAUGGACGGCUCGCUUCUUUUUGAGCCACCCCAGGCUGGUCAGCCACAAGGCAGAAAGAACCGCGAACCAGAAGCGCUGGGCCCGGAUGCUCUGCGCCUUUGGAUUGCAAGCAGUGACUACACAGGCGAUAUCAUUCUAGGCAAGCCAGUUCUCCGGACUGUCCAUCAAGUCCUGCUCAAGUACCGCACCAUCAUCAAGAUGUUCACCGGAAGCAUGCAGCCUGAUGCCCGCACAGCCCCCUUAACAGUGGCCGAUCACAUUGCGUUGAUCCAGCUCAAGGACGUCAUGCAAGAAGUCGGCAAGUACUACGACAACUACGAGUUCAACAAGGCGCAAGCGGCCCUCAGCCGCUGGGUUGUCAAUGACGUGUCGGCUUUCUACCUGGAGACACUCAAGGACAGACUAUACUGCGGUGACUCUGGCGGCGUUUUGGAGCCCAUCUUCAACGGCCUGUUGAGAAUGCUGGCGCCCGUCACGCCCGUGCUUGUCGAAGAGGCAUGGGAGUACCGCCCUCAGUGGAUGAAGGAUGAUGCUUCUCUUGUUCACCCUCUCAAGCAGCUUUAUGACGCCCCGCUUAUUGAACCUGUUAGACUUAGUUACGAUGAGAAGACCAUCCGGGAGAGCAUCCCUGCUAUUAUGGCUGCGCAUGGCGCCAUCAAGGCUGCUUCGGAGCGGGCGAGAUUGGACAAGGUGCUCGGCUCGUCGCUGGGGUGCUCGGUUGUGUUGGUGUCUCAUGCUGAGGGUGGGUUGGCUGUUUUGGAACGGUUCAAGGAUGAGCUGGAUGCCAUGUUUGUGGUUUCGGCGGUGGAUAUUGUUCAGUCUAACGGAGGCGAGACGCCCAAGGAGGUUGAAGGGGCGGAAUGGAAGUAUAGUGAGGUGUUUGAGGUCGGUGGGAAGGCUCAUACGGCGUAUGUUCUGCCUCCGAAGCAGCAUAAAUGUCCCCGGUGCUGGAGGUAUGUUGCGCCGGUGGAGGAUGCGCUUUGCGGGAGGUGUGGGGAGGUUGUUGAGGCGUGGGCUGGUGAGGCUGCCAAAGAGGUGUAA
This is a messenger RNA of Podospora anserina S mat+, 2949 nucleotides long. RefSeq lists its product as uncharacterized. The record is from RefSeq and is a predicted model, not a curated record. Bases 1 to 2949 code for a protein of 982 amino acids. The transcript has 3 exons. Gene Ontology annotation, cellular component: cytosol. Gene Ontology annotation, molecular function: ATP binding; isoleucine-tRNA ligase activity; tRNA binding. NCBI's taxonomy places the organism in Eukaryota, Fungi, Ascomycota, Sordariomycetes, Sordariales, Podosporaceae. Gene Ontology annotation, biological process: isoleucyl-tRNA aminoacylation.